CUAAGGCAUUCAUUACGAUUGACGAGAGGAAAGAGAAAAAGAAAAAGAAAGGAAAAAACUCUACAGUUUCAAAUUCAAAAUGUUUGUGUUACCAAAAUGCCCUGAUCUUCCCUCUCCAAACCUAGGGUUUCAUACUCUCUUUCUCUCUCCCCAUCCUCACUGGCCUUCUUCAAAGAUUUCACUAUCUAGAAACAAAAUCACUCAAUUUCAACUCUCAUUUUGCUUUAUUAUUCUGCUACAACCAUGAACCAAACAAGACCAAAUUCAAACGACGACGUUUUACAAUCCAUGGUAAAAGAAUCAAUUCAUCGAUUUUUAACCGAGUACAAAAAUGGCACAACCGAUUUUUCAAAUUUCGCCUCCAUUUUUUCCCGCUUUCUAAACAUUUUACCCGAUCCACCGCUAGAAAUCAUCUGGUUUUACUCGGCUUUGACUUUUCACUCUGCAAAGCUGACCGCUCACAACCACGUCUUACUAGCUAAAGACUUGUUUCAACUGCUAGUUUCUUGCUGCUCUUCUUCUUGCUCUGUGGUUAAAAAGAUCGCAGUAGUUGCUCCAGUAAUUUACGAGAUCAGUAGUUUAGUUUGUAAAAGAAAAGAGUGGAUUAAAGAAAUUGAGAGUUUAUUAGAAGUAACUGCUAGUUAUAUUAGCAUUUGCCUUGGCUCGAAUUUCGAAGGAAACGAUGAAGUUAUGAUUUUAGAUUCUUGUUUUGUUGAUUUAGUACGCGUUUGGGUGGUUGAUAAAAUUGAUGAGAGUUGUCAAUUUGAUGAAGUUUUGAGAGUCUUUUUUCCACUUGUUAAUGAUGGAAUUCUCAGAAGGUUUGCUAGCGAGGGAAAUGGGAUUGGGACUGGGUACUUAGCUGGGAUUGUUAUGAGUCAAGUUUUAUUGUUGAGUUUGUGCUUGAAGUUCGAGUCUAGAGUUUCAAGAGUAGAGUUGGAGAAGGAAUUGCGUGAGCGGACGGUUCAAACAAUGACUGCAUUUCCAACUUAUGACUUUUUUGAUACCGUGCUAAGGAUGCUGCUGGAGCCCGUCUUGCCCAUCAUCCCCUUACUGAGUUCUGAAGAUGAAGUUAUUGUGAGAAAAAUCCUAUACGAUACUGCAAUGACAAUGGAGUUUUCCUGCCCUGGUCCUGAUAAAGGGAUUAAACUGCUUGAUGAGCGCUUGAAAAAUCUUGCUAUAACAUGGUUGUUUGUAGCUGAAAAUGGCAUACGAUUUUUUAGGGAGAAUGCUGACAAAACCAAAGUCAUCUGUUAUUUACAUGCCUUCUCUGAAUCUUGUCUACCAUCUAAAUUGAUCAAAUGGGUUACUAAUCAACCUGGCAUGCACAAUUUAAGUAUACCAAAGAUUUCCAGUCCGCUAGCACUUAUCAGGUGGCUACUGAUUGUCGAGGAUAAAGGUGUACAAGUAUUUGAUAGUGACAUCUCCAAGAUCUAUGUAAAAACCAUUAUCUCUAAACCAAUAGAGUACCGAUUUUUCGAAGUCAAGUCAGAUGGGCAGAAUUUGGGUGAAAAUCACUUCUCCUGUAAGGAGGAUAAAGGGGAAAAUAAAGUUGAUGGUGAUCUAGAAAUGGUGGAUUCUGAGGACACUAUGUUCUUGGCUGCUCCUGCAGUGCUGAAAGUGACAGCAGCUAGUGGAACGAGGAAAAGCAAAGAAGAAAGGAAGGAUGAAGAGGGAAAACAAAUUAAGUUUGUCAAAGGUCAUCUAUAUGAUAAUUUAGCUAGGGAGACAUUGAAACCAUCAGAUGAUUAUGAUGCUCUGAGUAGCUGUAGUGAAGUGGACAAUCCAGCCUCGGAUGAUUGCACAAUAUUUAUGGAGCAAUAAUAUUGAUCAAAAGAGAGAUGCGAAGAUAUCAUGAUGCUUUGACGGAUGGCAGUAGGCAAUCCAAAACAUAGUCUAUAUGUUAACAAAUAUUAUCGAUCGCAGCGAAAAUGUGAAGAUGCUGCUCAAGCAACCUAUCUUUAGGGACUGCAUUUCAGACAAAACUUCUAUGCUAGUGGAGAAUAGGACAGCAAUCUUGCGACUGUGGCGCUGCUGGUUUUGCCGAAUGACUUCAAUAUCAGAAGGCAAAAUUCCAGCUACCAACUUCUCUGUAUGGUAGAUUUUAUGCUUUCUUGUUUCGAAGAUGACAGUUUACACUCAACACAUCAUCUUCAAGUCAGACAUUGAAACCUGAAGUUACUUCUGCCAACUCAAAUUUAAGAGCCUGCGACUCAUUGUAGCAGGGUUCUGUGAUAUGGUUAAUUGCAGCUGGAAUAUCUUUUUUUGACAUCUAACGAUGACUUAUCUUCUCAAAUAUCAGCGUCUGUUUUCCUGUGACCUUAAUCAUCUGUCCUGUUAUUAGAAAAUAUCCCGGCUUUUAAUGUGAUAUUUCAAAAAAUUCUUAUA
Messenger RNA from Ricinus communis (castor bean), 2385 nucleotides. RefSeq lists its product as uncharacterized. The transcript is spliced from 5 exons. Bases 244 to 1821 code for a protein of 525 amino acids. The record is from RefSeq and is a predicted model, not a curated record. NCBI's taxonomy places the organism in Eukaryota, Viridiplantae, Streptophyta, Magnoliopsida, Malpighiales, Euphorbiaceae.